Messenger RNA from Rhizoctonia solani, 1371 nucleotides. RefSeq names its product alpha-amylase. The coding region runs from base 1 to 1371 and encodes 456 amino acids. NCBI's taxonomy places the organism in Eukaryota, Fungi, Basidiomycota, Agaricomycetes, Cantharellales, Ceratobasidiaceae. The record is from RefSeq and is a predicted model, not a curated record. Gene Ontology annotation, molecular function: calcium ion binding; hydrolase activity, hydrolyzing O-glycosyl compounds. The transcript has 13 exons. Gene Ontology annotation, biological process: carbohydrate metabolic process.
AUGGGCAUCACCGCAAUCUGGAUCCCUCCCCCGUACAAGGCAGCUGUAGGCGAGAUCUCCGUCGGAUAUGACGUGUAUGAUCUCUGGGAUCUUGGUGAAUUUGAUCAAAAGGGUACUCGACGCACCAAGUACGGUACGAAGGAAGAACUGGAUGCGCUCGUGAAGGCCGCAAAUGAAGAAGGAAUCGUCAUAUACAUAGACACCGUUCUGAACCAUAAAUUUGGCGGCGAUCGUACAGAGGUUUUUCCCGCAGUUCAAGUAAAUCCCGGUGAUCGCUUUCAGGACAUAAGCCCAAAACACGAUAUCGAGGGACGGACCGGAUUUGAUUUUCCUGGACGGGGAGGUAAAUACAGCUCAUUCAAGUGGAAUUUUAACGAUUUUACGGGGGUUGAUUUUGACGCCAGGUCUGGCCAGGGCGGUGUAUUUCGUAUCUGGGGGAAGGCUUGGUCAACUCGAGUAGACACAGAAAAUCGCAACUAUGAUUUCCUAAUGGGUGCAGAUGUAGAUCCUACAGUACCCGAAGUUCAGGAAGAUCUGUUCGACUGGGGCGCAUGGGUGAUUGAUAAUGUGGGGGCUACUGGGUUUCGUGUCGAUGCAGUCAAACAUAUAGACUAUCGCUUCAUAUCGGACUUUAUCAAAUCAGCUAGGGCACGGACUCAAAAGCCUGCAUUAUUUGCUGUAGGAGAGUUUUGGAAAGAUAGCCUUUGGGAUAUCAAUAACUGGCUAAAUAACCUUGGAACACAGUUUAGCGUAUUCGACGUCCCUCUUCACUUCAACUUCAAGGAAGCAAGCGAUAGUUGGAAUAGGUUUGACAUGCGGAAGAUACUCGACGAUACGCUUGUUCAGAGUCGUCCAAUUGACGCAGUAACCUUUGUGGACAAUCACGAUACUCAACCCGGCCAGUCUCUUGAGUCGUGGGUUCAGCCAUGGUUCAAGCCUUUGGCUUAUGCACUAAUUCUUCUGCGUGAAGCGGGCUAUCCAUGUGUAUUCUAUGGCGACAUGUAUGGAUGUGCUGGUCCCGGAAGUCAAUUUCAACCGCCUGUGUCGCAAUUGGCCGACUUUAUACGUGCGCGGAAGCUAUUCGCUUAUGGUUCGACCUGGGAUGCGUGGGAUCAUCCUAACUGUAUAGGUUGGGUGCGCUCAGGUGACAAAGACCAUGAUGGAUGUGCCGUUGUACUCUGUAACGGAUCUGAAGGCAUUAAGUGGAUGCCGGUUGGAAAGGAGCAUGCAGGAGACAGAUGGACUGAUCUACUCAAAUGGCACCCCGGAGAGGUAAUAAUCAAUCAAGACGGGUGGGGAGAGUUUAGGUGCUCAGCCGGUUCAGUGAGUAUCUGGACCAAAACAAAUGCCCGAGGAAGGGAAGAGUUUUAG